AGAAAAGUCAUGUGGCAGCACUCAGAACUACUCGGAUGGCUCGUAAUCGACAAUGGAGCGUAGCGGAGUCAGCCGAGGAUUGCCGAUUGAUGUGGCAGUCCAAGUUCUGGAUCGGGGAUAUACGUUACGUUCCGGGUUUUUCCGUGGAGCUAUGGUAAACAAAUAUGGCCGUGCCCACAGAAACACGUGCCAACGCUGAGACUCCUGUGUUUGAUGCUAAACUUAGACCGAAAGUCGGUGUUGGUGUAAUUGUCACAAGUCCAAACCAUCCAAAUUGUGUAAUUAUCGGUCAAAGGAAAGGUUAUAAGACUGGGGACCUGUAUGCACUGCCUGGAGGACAUUUAGAGUUUGGGGAGGAGUGGAAUGAAUGUGCCAUAAGAGAAGUCCAAGAAGAGACUGGCCUGAGACUGACAAGAGUGGACUUUGCCACAGUGGUCAAUGUGGUGUGGAGGGAACACAAUCUCCAUUAUGUUACCUUGUUUAUGCAGGGAGAGGUGGAGAGUGGGUGCGAGCCCAAAAAUUUGGAGCCAGAAAAAUGUGAAGGUUGGCAAUGGUGUGACUGGGACAAUUUCCCAUCCCCAGAGGAACUUUUCCUUCCUCUGAAACUUGUCAGACAGCAAGGGUAUAAUCCUUUUGUAAGUAAAGGCACUGGGUGAAUUGGAGACAAACUGUUUAAACUUGAUUCAGAAUAGUGCAGUGGAAAUGGUAACUAUGAAA
This is a messenger RNA of Lingula anatina, 717 nucleotides long. Its product is annotated as nucleotide triphosphate diphosphatase NUDT15. The record is from RefSeq and is a predicted model, not a curated record. NCBI's taxonomy places the organism in Eukaryota, Metazoa, Brachiopoda, Lingulata, Lingulida, Lingulidae. Gene Ontology annotation, molecular function: 8-oxo-7,8-dihydrodeoxyguanosine triphosphate pyrophosphatase activity. Gene Ontology annotation, biological process: dGTP catabolic process. Gene Ontology annotation, cellular component: cytosol.